Messenger RNA from Budorcas taxicolor (takin), 1092 nucleotides. It is a transcript of the gene CRADD, whose product is annotated as CASP2 and RIPK1 domain containing adaptor with death domain. Gene Ontology annotation, molecular function: death domain binding; protease binding. The transcript has 3 exons. Gene Ontology annotation, biological process: regulation of apoptotic process; signal transduction. Lineage: Eukaryota; Metazoa; Chordata; Mammalia; Artiodactyla; Bovidae. The record is from RefSeq and is a predicted model, not a curated record. The coding region runs from base 128 to 727 and encodes 199 amino acids.
UUCCUGUUCAGAGGUGCUUUGCCUUCAACAAAGAUGGUGCUUAUGGUACAGGUUCCCUGACAGUUUGGAUUCCGGUUGCAGUUUUUUUUUUUUUUUUCCCUUAAGAUACUUGUUUGCAGACGGGAAAAUGGAGGCUAGAGACAAGCAAGUGCUUCGUUCCCUUCGCCUGGAGUUGGGUGCAGAGGUACUGGUGGAGGGGCUAGUCCUCCAGUAUCUUUAUCAGGAAGGGAUCUUGACAGAAAGCCACGUUCAAGAAAUUAAAGCUCAAGCCACAGGCCUCCGGAAAACAAUGCUACUGCUGGAUAUCCUACCUUCCAGAGGUCCUAAAGCCUUCGAUGCAUUCCUAGAUUCCUUGCAGGAAUUCCCUUGGGUAAGGGAGAAGCUGGAGAAGGCAAGAGAAGAAGCUGUAGUUGAACUGCCUGCAGAUGACCGGAUGGCUGGAAUCCCCCCGCACAUCCUGCACAGCUCCCCAUCCGACCGGCAGAUCAACCAGCUGGCCCUGAGGCUGGGCCCUGAGUGGGAGCCUGUGGUGCUGUCUCUGGGGCUAUCCCAGACAGACAUCUACCGCUGUAAGGCCAACCAUCCCCACAACGUGCAGUCCCAGGUGGUGGAGGCCUUCGUGCGCUGGAGGCAGCGCUUCGGGAAGGAGGCCACCUUCCAGAGCCUGCACAGGGGGCUCCAGGCAGUGGACGUGGACCCCUCAGUGCUCCAGCACAUGUUGGAAUGACUGGGCCCUCGUCCAUGCUUGGGGCUAGUCACAUGGCUGAAUCGUGACUCUCACCAGGGCAGGUAGAUUUGGGGGUGGGGUUGUUUCUUUGUCAUGGUGAUUUUUAGAUGAGAGGAAAUAGUGGAAUUUGCACUUGACGUUAGUUGACAAGCAGGAUUACUCAGGAGGUUUGCCGGAAUGAAUUGACAAUUGACUUUCUAAUUGCUCAAAUACUGCAUUUUUUGAAUUGUGCAGGUUUUAAUUGUGUGGGUGCCUUUUAAUAGACUGGUGAGUCCUACUCGUUAAAAAAAAAAUACAGGUAUUCUGUGUAUAAAUCACCCACUUUUAUGUUGCCUGGGAACUCUGCAGUGGACUUAACUAUUAAU